Molecule: messenger RNA, 888 nt
Organism: Penicillium odoratum
Lineage: Eukaryota; Fungi; Ascomycota; Eurotiomycetes; Eurotiales; Aspergillaceae
Product: sugar phosphate isomerase/epimerase family protein
Exons: 7
Coding region: 1-888 (295 amino acids)
Source: RefSeq, a predicted model, not a curated record
AUGAGAAUCGACCGUUUCCGCACAACUUGGGGUAUUGAGCCUGGAAACAACUUGGAAAAUUGGGCCAAGUGGUUUCAAGAGCUCAAGACGCUUGGCUACAGUGGCGUCGAAGUCAACAUCCACCAACUAGAUCCUGAUAACCAUUUCCCGCUAUUGCGAAAGAUUUGCGAUGAUCUUGACUUUGAAAUUAGCGCUCUGGCACACUCUUCCUGGGUUGAUUAUCUGGGUCCUCGUCCAGUCGGUCUAAAAGCGGCGGAUCACUUGCGCAAUUACCGAGCAGCCCUCCAGCUGGCUGAACCGCUCAAUCCAGUUUCCUUCAACUUCCAAUCUGGAGAAGACGCGUGGAAUAUUGAAGAGUCUGUAAAGUUUUAUCGUGGCACACUUGGCGUUGAUAAAGAAUUUGGUCUUUCGGGUCGAGUCUACCACGAGACUCACCGCAAUCGAUCACUAUUCACUCCAUAUGCAGCUCAGCAGAUCUUGAGAGCCGUGCCUGAGUUACGCAUCACAGCCGAUUUCUCGCACUGGAUGAUUUGCCUCGAGCGGCUGCUGGAUAUUGGCGAAGGCGAUCGCGCCAUGAUGGAUUCUAUUAUUCCACAUGUAUAUCACAUCCACGCGAGAAUUGGAACGACUCAAGCUUCUCAGUGCCCUGAGCCGUUAAAUCCUAUCUUCGAGCAAGAAAGACUUUGCUUUGAAAGACUAUGGACGAAGGUCAUCCAGUGCCGGUUUGAACAGAAUCCCGAAUCCAGCAUAAUCAUAGUUCCAGAAUAUGGUCCUUUCCCAUACCAUCCCAUUGGUAGCUCCAAGACCCAUGGUCAAGUUGCAGAUGAGGAAGGUAAGCGGUUACAAGUCGCGUUCACGCAAUUAGCAUCAAGCCUGAAAACUACGUAA